AAAAAAAUGUUUGAUUUUUAUUCUUAAUCUCUUCUGACAAACAUCACAAGAACAUUGUCAGAAACUGUGUGCUUCAGUCGACGUUUAGGACCAGGCUAAGUUGGAAGAAUUGGCUUCACGCUUGAGUAAACAUCUUGGAACGUCAUUAUUUGUUAAGGGAAAGGUGGACUUCAUCACAAAUCCCGAUGGAAAAGUAACCGUCGGACAAGAUGAAGGGUGUCCAAGAAGAUGCGGUGGACAAGGUGAUGUAUCAAGUGGAACUUUGGCAGUGUUCCUCCUCUGGGCUACAAGACAGACAGCAUCAAACGACUCCAAAAAUAUGGCUGGGCUUGCUUGCAGUCAACUAGUCCGAAACUGUGCAAAACUAGCUUACGGAAAAGCUGGCAGAUCUAUGAUUACCACUGAUUUGAUUAACGAGAUGCCAGGACUUCUUCGUGAGUUGGAUGGGCAUGCGUAG
Strongylus vulgaris is the source of this 457-nucleotide messenger RNA. Lineage: Eukaryota; Metazoa; Nematoda; Chromadorea; Rhabditida; Strongylidae. The record is from the annotation of a GenBank genome assembly.